Magnolia sinica is the source of this 575-nucleotide messenger RNA. RefSeq names its product early nodulin-93-like. NCBI's taxonomy places the organism in Eukaryota, Viridiplantae, Streptophyta, Magnoliopsida, Magnoliales, Magnoliaceae. The transcript has 4 exons. The record is from RefSeq and is a predicted model, not a curated record. The coding region runs from base 98 to 436 and encodes 112 amino acids.
CGAAACAGUUCAAAAUCCGUGGGCGAGACCUACACGAACAAGGCUCUUGUAUAAAAUUACAAAGAGAGAUUCUUCACGGAAUCACAUACAGAAAGAAAUGGGUUUUCCCUCGGAAAUGAGAGACGCUUGGGCAAACAGAAGGAAAUCCAUCUUGAUUGCUUCCCCUGAAGAAGAGAGGAUCCUCAAUGCAAAGCGCUGCCAAGAAGAGGGGGUCCGUGCUGGGUUGAAGGCUGCUUCCAUUGCAUGUGUUGUUAGCGCAGUGCCAACAUUGAUCGGUGUUCGAGUCAUACCUUGGGCAAAGGCUAACCUUAAUUACACUGCACAGGCGCUCAUCAUAUCAGCAGCUUCAAUUUCUGCCUACUUCAUUGUAGCUGAUAAAACUAUUCUAGAGAGUGCGAGGAAAAACAGCUUUGAGAAUUACAAGAAAGAAGCUUGAUUGGUUAGAGGCUGCAUAAGACGGAGCUCCCAUUUCCCGUGGAAUGACUUGGACCAUUUGCUAAUGUUGGUUAGUCAUAAAGCAUGCAAGCGUUUUGCUUUGGCAAUGUUCAUAGCCAUUGCAUUUUGUUUCAUAUCAG